AUGGAUGUUAGGAUAGUCCUUCCUUACACUAAUCGCGUCAACUUGAAAGCAAUAAGAGAGAUAUUCAUUAAUUAUGGACCCUAUGCUGUUGAUUAUGAAAUUAUAGCUUUGAAAUUUACAACUUUAAAAAAAUCAAUCAUGCGAGAAUGUAUUUCGAUUCACGUUGGUCAGGCUGGUGUUCAAAUUGGUAACGCUUGCUGGGAAUUGUAUUGUUUGGAACAUGGAAUUCAACCCGAUGGUCAAAUGCCGUCAGAUAAAACAAUUGGUGGUGGCGAUGAUUCAUUCAAUACAUUCUUCUCAGAAACUGGCGCUGGAAAACAUGUACCACGUGCAGUAUUUGUCGAUCUUGAACCAACAGUAAUUGAUGAAGUACGAACUGGCACAUAUCGUCAAUUAUUUCAUCCAGAACAAUUGAUCACCGGAAAAGAAGAUGCGGCCAAUAAUUAUGCACGUGGUCAUUACACAAUUGGCAAAGAAAUUGUUGAUCUUGUAUUAGAUCGUAUUAGAAAAUUAGCUGAUCAAUGUACUGGUCUUCAAGGAUUUUUGAUCUUUCAUUCAUUUGGAGGUGGUACUGGCUCAGGAUUUACAUCCUUGCUGAUGGAAAGAUUAAGUGUUGAUUAUGGUAAAAAAUCAAAACUUGAAUUUGCUGUCUAUCCAGCACCUCAAAUAUCAACAGCUGUCGUUGAACCAUACAAUUCCAUCUUAACAACACAUACAACAUUGGAACAUUCGGAUUGUGCAUUUAUGGUUGAUAAUGAAGCCAUCUACGAUAUUUGUCGACGUAAUUUAGAUAUUGAAAGACCAACAUACACCAAUUUAAAUCGUUUGAUUGCACAAAUUGUUAGUUCCAUAACAGCAUCAUUACGUUUCGAUGGUGCAUUGAAUGUUGAUCUAACAGAAUUUCAAACAAAUCUUGUCCCAUAUCCUCGUAUUCAUUUUCCAUUAGCCACCUAUGCUCCAAUUAUCUCAGCCGAAAAAGCUUAUCAUGAACAAUUAACAGUAGCUGAAAUAACAAAUGCCGUUUUUGAACCAGCAAAUCAGAUGGUGAAAUGUGAUCCAAGACAUGGAAAAUAUAUGGCAUGUUGUUUAUUAUAUCGUGGAGAUGUCGUACCAAAAGAUGUGAAUGCUGCCAUAGCCACAAUAAAAACGAAACGAACAAUUCAAUUUGUUGAUUGGUGUCCAACAGGUUUCAAAGUUGGUAUCAAUUAUCAACCACCAACAGUUGUGCCAGGUGGAGAUUUGGCUAAAGUUCAACGUGCUGUUUGCAUGUUGUCAAAUACAACUGCUAUUGCAGAAGCAUGGGCUCGUCUCGAUCAUAAAUUCGAUUUGAUGUAUGCUAAACGUGCUUUCGUACAUUGGUAUGUCGGUGAAGGUAUGGAAGAAGGUGAAUUUAGCGAAGCACGUGAAGAUUUAGCUGCUUUAGAAAAAGAUUACGAAGAAGUUGGUGUUGAUUCAGUCGAAGGUGAGGGUGAAGGUGAAGGAGAAGAAUAUUAA
Didymodactylos carnosus is the source of this 1494-nucleotide messenger RNA. Lineage: Eukaryota; Metazoa; Rotifera; Eurotatoria; Philodinida; Philodinidae. The record is from the annotation of a GenBank genome assembly.